Messenger RNA from Rhincodon typus (whale shark), 1214 nucleotides. RefSeq names its product torsin-4A-like. Gene Ontology annotation, biological process: negative regulation of apoptotic process. The record is from RefSeq and is a predicted model, not a curated record. The coding region runs from base 45 to 587 and encodes 180 amino acids. The transcript has 2 exons. Lineage: Eukaryota; Metazoa; Chordata; Chondrichthyes; Orectolobiformes; Rhincodontidae.
UUCUACUGUUGUAAGUUGCAAUUGUUUUGCAAACGCAGAGCACCAUGUGUCUGGGCUGUCGUCACCCAUGGCUAAUGGCAGACGUGAACCAGGGCUUCCCAACGAAACCAUCUGGCAGCACAAGGCUGACCAGGCAGAGGAGCACUGAGCCCGAGAUCUUCACCUUUGACAUCCCACCAAGGGUCAAACACACCCUGGACGCCAACCCCCGACUGCGAGCCAGGCGCCGACCCGUCAAAAUCCUCUACCCGGCCCAGGUCAGGAAGUACUUGCCCCCUGAGGAGAAGGACUGGGCCAAGAGGAUGCUCCUGCUCUUCCUGUGUGUGGUGACGGUCCAAGUGUACGCGGCCGCAGCGGAGGCUCAAGAGGGAACGGUCGACGUGAUCGCCCAGGCAGGAGGGCCAGGCGGCUCGCAGCCCAACCUCAGCAGGGAGCGGGCACCGGGGCUCCCACCCUCAGGUGGGGAAAUGUUCAGGCCCGCCAACGGCAGUGCGCCGCUGCUGUCAAAGAUGCCCGAUGGCGCCAGCCUGGCGGUGACUGUUGUGUGCCACAGAAUGGGCUCCAGAUCUAUUGCCUGCAGAAUGUGAACCAACCUUCCUCGUGGCAGGACACUUUCCAGAUGGCAUCACCUCACCCGCGACCUCUGGUUCAGGGAAAGUUUGAACACCCCAACUGGUACGUCCGAUGAAAAGAAGGUGCAAGAUCUGCCAAGUUCUGGAGCGGUCAAAAGGACACUAGAAAUCUCAACUUAUUCUCAAGUGGACAAGCCUUAUGGCUCUCCAGGGGUUGACCAGAGAAUGUCCAAUCAGCCUUAUGUAAAUUCAGCUAAUUGUGUGUGUCAGCCUGGUUAUCCACUUGUAAAUGUUCUCCAACUGGGGACGGAAAGGUAUUCAUUUUUCUCCAUUAGCACCUGGGGUUUUCAUAUCAGAAGGUAACUUCUGUUGAGUAUCAAGGACAGAGACAAUAAACUUGACUAUUUAUCACCUUACUAUUUGAGCAGUGACCAAUCUACACCUUUAUUCCUAUAGUGUGCCUAAUAUCUAAAAUCUAUACUUUAUCACAAUUGUAUAUUUAUGUUAUGUAAAAGCUUGCUGCGCAAGCAAAUUGAUGAAUGUUCUGUGAGAAUGAAAUGUUUGAAAAAAAGGAACAAUUAGAGUACACUCUGUGGACUUGUGUGUAAUUAUAUUGAAUGACAAUGUAAUUACAUUGACAAA